This is a messenger RNA of Eublepharis macularius, 1841 nucleotides long. Its product is annotated as cytidine monophosphate-N-acetylneuraminic acid hydroxylase-like. Gene Ontology annotation, molecular function: 2 iron, 2 sulfur cluster binding. The transcript has 14 exons. Bases 79 to 1821 code for a protein of 580 amino acids. The record is from RefSeq and is a predicted model, not a curated record. NCBI's taxonomy places the organism in Eukaryota, Metazoa, Chordata, Lepidosauria, Squamata, Eublepharidae.
AUUUUAUUUUUGUUGCUUGGAAUUAAACAUAAUUUAUGUUAUCAAACUACUCUUGGCUUUCCGCUUUUCUGAUUCAUCAUGGAAAAAAGCGUGGAGCAAACAAGCAAAAUACUGCUCUCUCUCACUCCUUCUGAGGUUGCUGUUCUUAGGGAAGGAAUAAAUUUCUUAAGAAACAAAAGAGAUGGAAAGAAUUAUAUCUUGUACAAGGACAACAGUGUCCUGCGAGCAUGCAAGAACAUGUGUAAACACCAAGGAGGAUUGUUCAUUAAGGAUAUUGAAGACCUAACGGGAAGAUGUGUGCGUUGCACCAAGCAUAACUGGAAACUAGAUGUGAGCACAAUGAAAUAUGUGAAUCCUCCAGAAAGCUUCUGUCAAGAUGAAUUAGUUGUUGAAACAGAUGUACAUAAUGGACUUGUGCUAAUUGAAUUACAUCCUCCAAAUCCAUGGGAUACAGAACCUAGAAAGGUUGAAGAUCUGACAUUUGGAGAGGUCCAGGUGACAUAUCUAACUCAUGCAUGUAUGGACAUCAAGCUAGGAGACAUAAGAAUGAUAUUUGAUCCAUGGCUAACUGGUCCUGCUUUUGCACGUGGCUGGUGGUUACUUCAUGAGCCACCCAGUGACUGGUUAGAAAGGCUUUGUCAUGCAGACCUAAUCUACAUCAGCCACAUGCAUUCCGAUCACCUCAGUUACCCUACACUGAAGAAACUUGCUGAGCGGAGGCCAAAUGUACCCAUUUAUGUUGGAAAGACAGAAAGGCCUGUAUUCUGGUACCUUGAGCAGAGUGGUGUAAAGCUGACCAAUAUUAAUGUUGUUCCGUUUGGAGUCUGGCGACAAAUGAACAAGAAUCUUAGAUUUAUGAUACUGAUGGAUGGUGUUCAUCCGGAAAUGGACACUUGUAUCAUUGUUGAAUACAAAGGGCAUAAAAUCCUAAAUACGGUAGACUGCACCAGGCCCAACGGUGGAAAGCUUCCAGAGAAUGUUGAUCUGAUGAUGAGUGACUUUGCAGGUGGAGCAUCAGGAUUCCCAAUGACAUUCAGUGGAGGAAAAUUUACAGAGGAAUGGAAAGCCCAGUUUAUUAAAACUGAAAGGAAGAAGUUGCUGAAUUACAAGGCUCAGCUAGUUAACGAUUUGAAGCCAAAAAUCUAUUGUCCUUUCGCUGGAUAUUUUGUUGAAGCUCAUCCAUCUGACAGUUAUAUCAAAGAAACAAACCUUAAAAAUGAUCCAGAUGAGUUGAAUUGUUUGAUAAAGAAAAAAUCUAGUGGAGUUUCAACAUGGACACCAAAACCUGGAGCCAUUCUGGAUUUAGCAAGGAUGCUCAAAGACCCAACAGACAGCAUGGGUAUAGUAGAUCCUCCAGCAGGAACAAAAAUUUUCAAAGAAUCAUGGGACUUUAAACCAUAUAUAGAAGCUCUGGGUGCUGCAGUUGAUGAUGAGAUAUUUCUCUAUUCUUCCUGGGUGAAAGAGUACUAUAACUGGGCUGGAUUUAAAUACUAUGACCUUGUGAUAAGGGUGAUUGAAACUGACGACGAUUUCAACCCUUUGCCCAGAGGGUACAAUUAUUUGGUGGAUUUUUUGAACUUAACUUUCCCAGCAGAAAGACCAUGCCAUGACCGUCCAUAUGAAGAGAUAAGGGCCCGAGUUAGUGUAAUGAGGCAUAUAGUAAAGCAUGGACUACUCUGGGAUGAUCUGUAUAUAGGAUUCCAAACUAAUCUGCAACGUGAUCCUGACAUAUAUCAUCAUCAGUUUUGGAAUCAUUUCCAAAUAAAACUUCCUCUGACACCACCUGACUGGAAGUCAUUCUUGGCACAAGAAAAACAUUAAGCAAACAUUUAUCAGAGCUG